Vitis vinifera (wine grape) is the source of this 1409-nucleotide messenger RNA. RefSeq names its product phosphoribosylglycinamide formyltransferase, chloroplastic. Gene Ontology annotation, biological process: 'de novo' IMP biosynthetic process. Gene Ontology annotation, cellular component: cytoplasm; chloroplast. Gene Ontology annotation, molecular function: phosphoribosylglycinamide formyltransferase activity. The coding region runs from base 209 to 1111 and encodes 300 amino acids. The transcript has 5 exons. NCBI's taxonomy places the organism in Eukaryota, Viridiplantae, Streptophyta, Magnoliopsida, Vitales, Vitaceae. The record is from RefSeq and is a predicted model, not a curated record.
UUCAGUUUUCUCCCAAAGCGCAGAACAGGUUGUGAAGGAAGGAGCAGCCCACACUUUCAAAGUUCCACAAAAUCUUCGCCUUUGCCAAGUAUUUCAUCUUCUUCUCUAAACGAUAGAGAGCCAGAACAACCAGUAGAAAUACCAGUACUGAUCACAAAUUCGACUCACUUUAAUACGGUUUUCAUUUUUUUUUUUUCUGAAAACGUGAAUGGAAGCUCAAAGGUUGCUCCAUGGGUUCUGUUCAAACUCAGCAAUCCCACCAAUUCGGAACCCCAAAAAACCUUUCUUUAUGAUUUUUAAUCCUUCUCUUGAUCAUUCUAAGAGAUGGGCCUCCUUCAAAACUCACCAUUACGAUGCCCCCCAAACGGUAUCGUGGUCUAAGAGGAGGUUAGAGUGUCGAAAUAGUGUAGAAAACGCAGGGGGUUUUACUGGCGGUGAGAAGGGUUUGGAAAGCGGGAUUCGACGGAAGAAUCUGGCGGUUUUUGUCUCCGGCGGAGGGUCGAAUUUCCGGUCGAUUCACGAGGCGUGUCUUCGGGGCUCGGUUCAUGGAGACAUUGUUGUUUUGGCAACCAAUAAAUCUGGUUGCGGAGGUGCAGAAUAUGCAAGAGGUAAGGGUAUCCCAGUCAUUUUGUUCCCGAAAGCGAAGGAUGAACCUGAGGCAUUAUCACCAAAUGACCUUGUGGCUGCUCUUAGAGGUUUUGAGGUGGACUUUAUUCUCCUAGCUGGAUAUCUGAAACUUAUCCCAGUUGAGUUGAUCCGAGCUUAUCCGAAAUCCAUACUAAAUAUCCAUCCCUCGCUUCUUCCUGCUUUUGGGGGUAAAGGAUAUUAUGGUAUGAAGGUGCAUAAAGCAGUCAUUGCUUCUGGAGCAAGAUACUCAGGUCCUACAGUCCAUUUCGUUGAUGAGCACUAUGACACAGGGCGUAUCCUUGCUCAAAGAGUUGUGCCUGUGCUUGCUGAUGACACUGCAGAUGAGCUGGCCGCAAGGGUUCUUCAUCAGGAGCAUCGCGUAUACGUGGAGGUGACAUCAGCAUUAUGUGAUGAGCGGAUUGUUUGGAGAGAAGAUGGGGUGCCUAUCAUCCAGAGUAAAGAAAACCCUAACGAUUAUAGCUAACAAAAUCACAUACAGGGUACCCAGCUGAUCAAUUCAGCCACAUGAUAAUUUUCCUUCUGCUUUCUUUGGAAGACAAAGAGACAUAUCUGCAGAUUUUGUAUCAGUAGAUUAGUUGUUAUAUCCUUCUGAACUGGAAGUGUUGUUCAUUUUUGAUAGCUUAUGUAAGCUUAUUCAAUUGCCCAAACAGCUUGCAGAUGUUGAGCUGUAUUGAGUAUUGGAAGACGAAAACUGUAUCAAAAAUCAAACUUGAGAGCUGCUACACAGUGAAUCAAGAAGCGGGUUUUCUGAUUUUGUUGAA